Messenger RNA from Sclerotinia sclerotiorum 1980 UF-70, 3678 nucleotides. RefSeq lists its product as hypothetical. The transcript has a single exon. NCBI's taxonomy places the organism in Eukaryota, Fungi, Ascomycota, Leotiomycetes, Helotiales, Sclerotiniaceae. The record is from RefSeq and is a predicted model, not a curated record. Bases 1 to 3678 code for a protein of 1225 amino acids.
AUGAAUACAAAAAACCAAAUCAUAUCUAAAACCCCGGUUGGAAGACCACCAGCUCUAUCUACAAACAGUCCUUCCACUGUACCUACAGACAAUCCUUUUGAAACCAUAUUUGACGGCAAAGACGAAGAUGAAGAUUCUUGGAAAGACGAACAUACAUCCUCUAUUAUUCCCUCGGGGGAACCAUCGCAAUCGAAAUCGUUAGAAAAUAUCACUACAAGCCGCAUUGGGAACGUGAUCCGCACAGUCAGUAGGAGGGAGAGGAAAUCUUCGAUAUCAAAAGUGACACGAGAGAAGUCAAAAGGAAGGCAGCGCAAGCUUCAUACGAAACUCCGCCUUCAAAUCCAAACAAACUUCUCAACACAUCAUGGACCUCGACCACAAGUACUUUCUUCACAACAAUCACGACCCAAUGGAUUUUUCGUUGAUUUGACAACUCUCAGAAAACUAGAGAAUGUCUCGGCUCAUCCCAACGGGACAUUAUGGACAUCUCUGAAGAAUAAGAAAAGCAAAGCUAUCGAAUACUCGCCGGAGAAGAGCAAGGUCAAUACUCUGGAUUCAGUACAGAGCAAAACAUUGACUGUCUCUCCACUAGCAGAGCGACGCGGGUCUUCAAGACCAACAAAUUUAAAAUUAGGUGAUGACCUAUCUCCGGACGACCGUCCAAUUGUUAUUGGCAUAUCCAUCCCCUCUGCACGUUUAGCUCAUCACACAACCACCCCUCAGACAUCAACUUCAAUCGCUUCAAAUAUGAUGGGAAAUUAUGGGCACGAGACACCUACAGGAAAAGGAUUGUCUACACCAUCUAUCGUCAUCACGCCUGCGCAAGAGAUAUCUGUGUGGUCACCGUAUAGUACAGCUUCGAAUGUAUCGCGAACACGAACUUUAUCAACAUCUUAUUCGGUAGCCAGCCCCAAUGACCCAUUCAGAGAUGGAGCACCACCAUUGCCGACGAUGCCAGCAGCUUUGGCUGAGGAGGAGAAGAGAAGGGUGGCAGCCCAGCAUAGUUACUUUUCUCCCGAUUCAGAUGCCACUACUGAAUGGGAUGAGGAACCAUCUUCAACCCGAGUCUUGUCUUCUUGUAUUAUUUACGAGGAGGAUGAACAUCCAAUCAUCGUCCGAAGCGCCCGCCCACCCACCCUUGCAGAUGCGCCGAAAGUAGACAAUCAUGGAAGUAUGGACACCAUUGCUGUACGAGCUCGUUCGGGUUGGUGGAAUUAUAUUACGACGCCAUUCCUGACUCGGUCAAACACACUGGCAUAUCCAGAAAAGAAGUCACCGGAUGUUCCUGAAGAUCCUAUCUUGGCCAUUGCAGCAGCCAAAGCUCAGGAAUCGAAGGUAGAGCGAAAGUCUUGGGAACAAUUGUUUUCUCCUCUUUCGAUCAGAAGAACAGCUUCCAAUGCGUCUGAUGAUUGGUGGGAUGUGACUCCUUUAGGUUUUAGAUCAGAGAAACAGGUUUCCCCUGGGUUAGUCUAUAAAGAGACGAGACACGCGGUGAAACCGUCGACAGCUGCUUUACCCUUUGUCCGUUCAACUUCAGGUGAUGUGGGAGACGCGAGAUUGACUAGAUUUGCUGAUUUAAAUAUCACUGUCAAUGCUGUACACUCUAUUAAUUUCAUAUCGACUCAUGACUAUUCGGGUAUCUCGAAUUCAUUGCAAAAAAGUUCUAUUUCAGUCAACAAAGAAACUUCGUUGUCAUCCACAGCCGAUAGAACAAAAGAACUUGGAAGCAAUAAUCCCUUUGUUCAGACCCAAAAUAGUAACAUUAAUCUUUAUAACAACUCGAGUAUGGUUACAAGUACGGACUCGCAUGAUUCAGAAAUAAAAUCCAGAAUACUUGUGAAUCACUCUACUUCACCCCCGCCUCCACCGCCUUACUUUACUGAAUCACCAAAGAAAGUCCGAAAAUAUCGAGCCGUUUUACCUCCCUCACACGAACCAGCUCCAGCUUCAGGCCCAGCUUCAGGCCCAGUUUCAGUUCCAGUUACAGUUUCAGCUACGCAAUACCCUGCUUCUCCUGGUCCAAUAUCUCCAGGCAUGCAACAAGCGAUGGCCUCAAAAGGUAGUAUUCAGUUGUCGGAGGUUCCACUAAGCCCGGCGCAUGGUAGAACGAAUCAGAACACAGCAUACCCUGGACCUACUAGACAGACAACUCCAACUCUCUUAAUUAUGACUCAAGAACAUCUCCAACAAAUUGCAGACAAAGCUGCCGUCAAAGCUGCCAAAAAAGCAGAAUCAAAACGUCAAAAGAACGAAAAGGAAGAUAGAAUGGCUCGCAAAGCAGGUGGGUUAUGGGCCGGUAGAGGAUGCAUUCCCAAAAAUGGAUGUCAUGGCCGUCAAGGUCCAGAAGGUCGAAAGAGGAGAAGAUGGUAUUGCUGCAUAUUCAUUUCAUUAGUUUUAUUGAUCGUCUUGAUUUUAGUCCUUGCUAUGACCUUGACACGCAAGCCAAAACAUGUUGUGAUGCAAUCUCAAUGGUUGAACCUCACUGGCUUCCCUCCUAUCUAUGCCGGCCUGUCGACGGUAGCAGCUCCAGUCAACAUUGUGGCAAACACCGGUUGUGUAUUUCCUGCUACACAGUGGAGUUGUGCUUUACCGAAGGAGCAACAGUCUUCUGUCGCGCCAAACCUACCGAACCAACCCAAUUUCCUUUUGGAAAUUCAGUGGGAUAACAGCAGUGCGGCAAAUGCAACUUUUGCGAAUGUCACAGGGAACAAAAACCUCCCUACACGAAACAUUGUUGGAAACCCAGUCUCUGCUGGGAAAUUUAUCAGGGAUCUGAUAUUAAAAGCACGACAAAGCAUAACCUUCAAUCCAUCACCACCUCCACCAUCCUAUGCUGAAGAAGCCUUUUUGGGCGAUACUACAGAUGGUAUUGUUUCUACCAACAAGGUCGGAGAACCAACACCCUUUUAUAUAUCCUUUCUACCGACUACAAGCACCACUUUAACAAGUAACAGCCGCGUAAAGCGUGCAAAUUCAAAUGCUACCGAUCCUAAUCUAUUUCCAAACAUCACAUCUGGUAUCCCGGCCCCGAGUCUAAACGCCGAUGGCACUGCCGCUCCAGCCAAUCUUCUUCCAUAUCCAGUUCAACAACCUAUCCGUCUUUACGAUCGAGGACUCAUUACCGAGCAUUAUGGAUUCUAUACGUACUUCAAUCGUAGUAUUUUCCUUAAAUCCCUUUCAUUACUCAACGAUACCAAUACUUCCAGUGGUGAAGUUCCUGAUGAUCAAAAUGGCGGGGCUCUUGAAGGAGAAGCCAACUUCCGUUGUACAUGGGGCGAAACUCGUUUCUUGGUACAAAUGUGGACUAGGAUGAAUGGCACUGCUAGACUUAACAAUGCUACUAGUUCUACUGGUGCCUCUACUGUUAUAGCAAGGCAAGAUUUCUCACAGCCGGGAUCGUUUCCCUAUCCGAUUACUAUCACAACGGAUCGACAUGGAGGAGAUCCUGCGAGGAAGUUGCUGUACUGUUAUAGUAUGAAUGACAGAGAGGGGAUUAUAGCCAGUAGUGGAGUUGUCAAUGGAGAAAAUAGAGCAUUUGGAGGCCAGAUUGUUAAUCCGGCUCCGAGCAUAUUCUCGAAUGUUAGUGAUUCAUCACUGGGAGGCUUUGAUGGAGGAACGGGAGGUUGUUCAUGUUCUUGGAGUAAUUUUCAGGAAGUCCUUAGUGCUGGGGGAAAAUGA